CCCCUCGCGCCCGGUCAGGAGGAGCCAUGGGGCGCUGGGCCCGGGCCCCCGGCACCUGGCCCCCUCCCGGACUGUCCCUGCUUCUGCUCCUGCUGCUGGGGCCCCUCGGGGCCCGACCCUGGGCUGGCAGGAACCACACGGAGACUCAAGAACCUAAUGCUACGGUGACCUUUGGGAGCCCCCCACUUCCCGUGACCUCAGUGGCCCCCACAACCUCACCAGUGGGCACCCCAAAGGCCGAGGAACCUCGUGGGGAGGGGCUCACCUCCCCACCCAGCGCGGCUCCCUCCAGCAGCAGCCCUGGGGGCCCAGCAGUGCUCACUGAGGACGGGCAGCUCUGCCGGUUCCCUUUCCGCCAUGGCGGCCGCCUGCUUCAUUCCUGCACUUCGGAGGGAAGCGCCCACAGGAAGUGGUGUGCCACGACUCACAACUACGACCGUGACCGGGCCUGGGGCUACUGCGCGCAGGCCCCCGAGCCCCGGGGAGGCCCAGCCGCUCCGGACCCCUGUGCCUCCAGCCCCUGCCUCAACGGGGGCUCCUGCACCAACACCCAGGACGCCGGGUCCUACCACUGCACCUGCCCCGGGGCCUUCACUGGCAAGGACUGCGGCACGGAGAAGUGCUUCGACGAGACCCGCUACGAGUACCUGGAGGCCGGCGACCGCUGGGCCCGGGUGCACCAGGGCCGCGUGGAGCAGUGCGAGUGUGCGGGGGGCCGUGUCCAGUGCGAGGACACACGCCACACAGCCUGCCCGAGCAGCCCGUGCCUGAACGGGGGCACCUGCCACCUGGUUGUGGCCACCGGGACCACCAUUUGUGCCUGUCCCCCGGGCCACGCCGGGAGGCUCUGCAACAUCGUGCCUGCCCAGCGCUGCUUCACGGGGAACGGCACCGAGUACAGGGGCAUCGCCUGCACGGCCGCCUCCGGCCUCAGCUGCCUGGCCUGGAACUCCGACCUGCUCUAUCAGGAGCUGCAUGUGGACUCGGUGGCCGCCGCGGCCCUGCUCGGCCUGGGCCCGCACGCCUACUGCCGGAACCCCGACAAGGAUGAGCGGCCCUGGUGCUACGUGGUGAGAGACCACGCGCUCUCCUGGGAGUACUGCGGCGUGGAGGCCUGCGAGUCCCUCACCAGAGCCCCGCACUCGCCCACCCUGAACCUGCGGACCGUGCCCGGGGCCGCCCCCGCCGGACGCCAGGCUUGUGGCCGGCGGCACAAGAAGAGGAGCUUCCUGCGGCCGCGCAUCAUCGGGGGCUCGUCCUCGCUGCCCGGCUCCCACCCCUGGCUGGCCGCCAUCUACAUCGGCGACAGCUUCUGUGCGGGGACCCUGGUCCACACCUGCUGGGUGGUGUCCGCCGCCCACUGCUUCUCCCACAGUCCCCCCAGGGAAAGUGUCACAGUGGUCCUGGGCCAGCACUUCUUCAACCUCACAACGGACGUGACACAGACGUUUUACAUCGAGAAGUACAUCCCGUACCCCAUGUACUCGGUGUUCAACCCCAGUGACCAUGACCUCGUCCUGAUUCGGCUGAAGAAGAAGGGGGACCGCUGUGCCGUCCGCUCGCAGUUCGUCCAACCCAUCUGCCUGCCUGAGCCCAGCAGCCCCUUCCCCGCUGGACACAAGUGCCAGAUCGCGGGCUGGGGCCACCAGGACGAGAACGUGAGCGGCUACUCCACCUACCUGCGGGAGGCGCUGGUGCCCCUGGUGGCCGACCACAAGUGCAGCAGCCCUGAGGUGUAUGGGGCGGACAUCAGCCCCAACAUGCUGUGUGCUGGCUACUUUGACUGCAAGUCCGAUGCCUGCCAGGGGGACUCGGGUGGGCCCCUGGCCUGCGAGAAGAACGGCGUGGCCUACCUGUACGGCAUCAUCAGCUGGGGUGACGGCUGCGGGAGGCUCAACAAGCCCGGCGUCUACACCCGUGUGGCCAACUACGUGGACUGGAUCAACGACCGGAUCCGGCCCCCUAAGCGGCCUGCGGGUCUCUCCUGAGCGCCCCCGGUGGGGGGCGUGCUGCCUCCCUGCCACUCCCUGCCUGCCGGCAAUAAAGAUGCUCCAAAGAACAGAGCCCACCCUGCCUGUCCACUGCCCCCGGGCCCGGCCGGGGCCCGCACGCCCCUUCCCUGACGUGCGCUUCCUCUGUGCCUGCUCCCCCGAGUGCUGAGCACGGGUCUCUUCACGAAAUGACUCGCAUCUGCAGGGCGUCGGGGGUCAAGCCGCCCUUGCAUUCCU
Molecule: messenger RNA, 2228 nt
Organism: Pteronotus mesoamericanus
Lineage: Eukaryota; Metazoa; Chordata; Mammalia; Chiroptera; Mormoopidae
Gene: HGFAC
Product: HGF activator
Exons: 14
Coding region: 27-1988 (653 amino acids)
Biological process (GO): zymogen activation; blood coagulation
Cellular component (GO): extracellular region; rough endoplasmic reticulum
Molecular function (GO): serine-type endopeptidase activity
Source: RefSeq, a predicted model, not a curated record